This is a messenger RNA of Dentiscutata erythropus, 243 nucleotides long. NCBI's taxonomy places the organism in Eukaryota, Fungi, Glomeromycota, Glomeromycetes, Diversisporales, Gigasporaceae. The record is from the annotation of a GenBank genome assembly.
AUGACUUCUUUUUCAAAAGAUAUAACAUCUACUCUUCUUUGGCAAUACCAGUCAAGUAAAAUAUUUACUGGUAGGUGUGAAGAAGAGGGUACAAUUUUGAAAAAUGAUAGUUUUACUUUGAAGGUGGCAUCAAAUAAAAUACCAGAAAUAACUAAAAUUGAAGAAACAGUUUUUGAAAAAUGUCUAGUAUCACUUUUUAAACUAAACCAAAUACCAAAAACAUCUAAUAUUAUAAAACUAGAG